Spirodela intermedia is the source of this 4010-nucleotide messenger RNA. Lineage: Eukaryota; Viridiplantae; Streptophyta; Magnoliopsida; Alismatales; Araceae. The record is from the annotation of a GenBank genome assembly.
AUGGGCCGUCCAAAACCAUCCUCUGUUGAGAAACUCACGAGAGAUCUCCACUCUAUCUUGCACCAGCAGGCCUCCUAUAUUUCAGGGUCGCCGGAAGAUGAACUGCUUUAUGAGACAGAGACCCCAUGGGGGUCGGUCGAGAUAGGCAAUGGGGGCGUCCUCAUCAGGCAUCCAAAUGCGGCAAUCCUGGAGGACGAAUCAGAAGCAAGUUCUCUUCCGAUAGACAACAAAUUAGCCACAGCCAGUGAGGCUUAUUCUGGGGCUUCAUCCCUUCCUGUAAAUAGUGUAGGCAAGGAGGAUCCCGUUGAUGAAAAGGUUAAGAGAACUCCACCAGCAGAGGAGCAUGCAAGAAGGUACUUCCCUGCCCGCAUUCUAUUCCUUGCCUUCCAUUUAGCCCAAGCCUCAACCACAUGUUGAGGCUUUCUAUGAGGAGCAGCUACUGGCAAAUUCAGCAUAUUUCCUUCACUUGGGCUUAUCAUUUUUUAUCCGUAAGAUAGGUAAACAUUCUUUAAAAUUUGAUUUCCAUGGACUAAGCAUUAUUUUAUCUAUCUUGCAGGGAUAAGGUGCCCCUUGAAAAGUUCUCUAUGCUGAGAUGUAAAGACUCACCUCUGACGUAUGUAGAUUUAACGGUAUGGGUUUGGUGAUGUGUCCUGAUCUGGUUGAUUCUCAUGCCAAGUUAGAUGCCAUCAUACCUCUGCUGGGUCUUAUUGCAAUUGAAAUCGUUUGGCAGCUGAUGUAGUCUCAAUUCUUGUUUCUGAAUAGGAAAUCGUUAAUUUGGAGGUCUUUAUGAGGCAUCUGACGUCUGAAGAACAACAGCAGUUGAUGAAAUAUCUGCCUUCAAUUGAUGCGGCUAGACCUCCUGAAAGGUGGGUUGUCCGGAUUUCCUUCGCGUUGAGGACUCCCUGGGAGAGAACGUUACCGGGUUUUGUUGCUUGGAUCUCUAUCACAGUCCUGCUUGCUAUUUACAUGCUCGUUCUCAUCUAAGGCCAUCUGAUCUGCAGCCUCAAGAGCAUGUUCCAGAGCCCCCAAUUUACAGAGAAUAUGUCCUACUAUAGGCAACUGCUGGCGGAUGGGACUUUUGAUAUGAACGGUUCCGGGGUUACUGCAGAUGAAUCCAGGGCUUUAAAAAAGCUUGUCUUAACGAGCUCAUUGAAAUCUAAAUGGGUAGAAUACCAUACAAAGAUUAAGGUAUGAUUGGGUAUUAUAUCGUCAAUUCAUCCAAAAUCACCUCUUCCUCAUCCAGCUUAAAUCUUUGUUGGGUCAGUUGAUUUUCUUUGCAGUGGACUGAUUGAUGACUUGGUCUUAUAAUUCUGAUUGAGUUCUUCUGCUCCCUUUAGAGUUCGAGGAACAAUGAAGCUAAAAGAAGAAAGGGAGUAAGAACUGGGCCAGGGCUGUUGGGUUCAUCCAGUUCGGUUCCUCUCAGGAGGCCUAAUGAUCGACUGAGCCAGAACCCUCCAGGUCAGUGCCAUAUAAACCUGUUACAUGCGUAUCUUCUUAUACUGUUGGUCUCAUUGUUUUGUGAGGGUCGCCCAGGUGGAGCAAGCAGUGUGGCUUGUGGUCAUGCUGCCCGGAUGUGGGUUGCCCGAAGGCUUAGUGGGAAAUUCCACCAGCUGGGUGCAUUCUCUGUUGCAGAAUGCGCGACAGAGGGACUGCCAUGCCCUUUCCGAUGCACGUUUGCAUCAUCCAUCCAAGGGAUGGAAUUUUUUAUUAUAAUAAAAAAAGGAAAGAAUUUGUCAUAUUUCUCAGUGAAGUUUUUUUUAUAUUACUAAUAUUUUACAAGAUUGUUUUUAUUAUUUUAAUAACAGUUUUAUUUGGUUAAUGAAUAACUAAAAAUGUCUCUAAGCUGGAAAAACAAGCGAAUAUUUAAUUUUAUGAUUUUACUUGUUUAUGUGUGUAUAUUUGGCUUAUCUAUCAAACAUUUUAAGUAUUUAUAUAUUUUUAAAUUUAUUUUAAUUUUUUUUUGUCAAAGGACAUUGGCUAGUCAAAGAAGGUUGGCUAUCUCUUGAAUCAUCUUGGUCUCCUUAGAACCCUAAGUUGCCUAUUUAAUAUUAGCUUUAGCUUUCUUCCCUUCAAUCCUAACCUCCCUAUUUUCUCCAAAUGACUUAUGUGGAGUUUCACGUCGAGAUGUUGAGCACACAUGCCCAAAUUUCCUCAUGACUACUUUGGAUGCUCGAGCCUCUAAUGGAAAGUGAUAGAAUUUUUCUCUACAGAGAGCAUUUUUGUCUUGGUGAUGAAAAAAACCUGAUCAAAGGCACCCUCUACUAUUAAUUUUGCUCCCAGUUCUAACACCCUGUUAUUAAAUCUCCUUAUUUAUUCAGUGUCUUCAGAAAUCUUCUUGCAACAUUAUUUACAGCUUUUGAGAACAUUAGAGCAUGUUUUCUCAAUGGCAGCAUCUUGAACUUCUGUUUGUCGGGAAGACCAAGAUAACUGUCAUUCUAUCUCUCUGACUAGAUCCUUGGAGAGGUUCAUCAUCUUGUGGAACUUGCUGCUGCGUGCUGAGUUGGUCUUGGGCUGCUGUUAUUUAAAACUCUUUUUGAUGGAGUGGGAGUCUCGGUCAAUAUUCAGAAUAGAAAAGGGGCCUCCAGUGGAUUUCCUUGUCGCUCAUCUAACAGGGGAGGAGGAAGGUGAAGACAUGGAAGGGGUGGCCUGUCCGCUAGCAAUGCUUACAAGAGCUUGAGGAGGGGGAUUGGCUUAGAGCAAUAGAUUAGUGAGAGAGGAAAGAUGGGAGGUAGUAGAAAGACUUGCCGACUCUGCUGAGUGUAUGGCCUGAAGCUGUGUGCUUAGGGAAUGACCAGAUGAAGACCUGGGUGACGUGUGGUUCCCCGUCCUUUUAAAGUAUACUGAUGCUGAUUUGCAUGAUGAAUUGGCACAUAUUCAUUGCCUCAUUCACAUAUGCCCAAGUUCACUUUGAGUUAAGCCCUUCAUUUAUUUAUUUGUCUUUCAGUGACAAGUGCUCUGUAUAACCGUAAUCUCCUCCCUGAAGCACAAUUUUCUGCCUAAUCUUGUGAAUAUCUUGCCACCCAUUCUUCCUUAAAUGGCCAAUUGGAUUACUUUGAUCAGUAUGGAGGUUUAAACUAUUUUAACCAUCAUUGUCCCAGAGAGAUUUAUGAUCGGCGAUUCCCUCCAUUGUCUUGCACGAGAGUAGGUUCCCUUGACAUCAUUCUAUUGUUUUGUUUAGUCGCAUGAAUUGUGCUCAGUAUUCCUUAUAUUUUCACCUAUUUAUCAAACCACCUUGGCACGAGGGUUCUUGUAGAGCGUAGUAAAUUCCUGCUGGCUUAGGCGAUAAAAGUAUAUCGGUUAUGCUUUUGGAUUGAGAUCGGAAGCUUUUAAGAGAUGAAGAGGCAGUAACGCUUGCAAGAUUGCCUCUUUACUCAGUAGGUUACUUCACUCUCAUCUAUCUUUUAUUUCCUUGAACUCAAGUCCAUUCACUCUUGAAUGGGUGAGCCACCAUGUUGAGCUAUGAGCGACCGGGGAAGAGCCCAUUUUUUAUUUUUUUUCUGGUGACUUAUACACAUACAUAUAUGUGUACAGAUUCAUAAUAAAAUAUAAGAAAUCGUGAGAAAAUAUUGAUUAGUAGAGUCUUUGGAUGUCGAAAUGUGUUGUGUUUAACUCGUUUUUUCUGUUACAUUGAAAUUUCAGAGAAGAAGUCGUCCAUAAAGAGCCCCAAAAGAUCAAGUAAGCUGAGGGUCACGAAUCUUCGUUCUCUAAAAUCCCCGCAGCCCAACUCCAUGGAGAACACGCUCUCCAUCUUCAGUCCAAGGGGUAUGCUUGCUUCUCCUCUGCAGGUAAACCCAUUGUUGGAUUCUUUGCAGUUCGAUGGUGAGGAUUCAGACCAGGAUCUGUUGUUGGAGGUGCGCACCAAUGGGUCAUUUCCAGAGGCAGAGCUUCUGUCUGAGACGUGGAAGCAGAAUGCUGGCCUGAACAGCAUGUCGGCCGAGAGUGGGAUUGAGAGUAUCUCGUACAACCCAACCUCAAGCUCAAGCUCCCAGCCGCUUAAGCGCUGGGAUUAA